Messenger RNA from Miniopterus natalensis, 5715 nucleotides. NCBI's taxonomy places the organism in Eukaryota, Metazoa, Chordata, Mammalia, Chiroptera, Miniopteridae. The record is from RefSeq and is a predicted model, not a curated record.
CAUACAGUUUACCCUAGUCGCUGCACCAGUUUGCAUUCCCACCAACAGUACACAAAACUAUACGUCAGUCUUGUUAAGGGUAAAUUCAAAGGGAUUAAAUAAACCCCAAAUACAACAAAUUAAGCAGAUUGCUUGUUCAGAAAUUACUUUUUCAUAGGAAGUGUCUUAAAAAGUGUGAAAAGACACACUGGGAGGGGGAGGAAUUUGCGUAUUUCUGCACAAACAUGAAAGUGUUUCUCUGAAUUUGGAAGACUUAAAAAACUAUAUUCAAACCUAGGCCUUAAAACAAUAAGCCAGUUAAUGUCUGAACUGAGAGGGGAGGCUGCUCAAGUGUUUUUCCAGAGCCACAAACAAAUUCCUGUGUAUUGGGGUCUGCACAUGUAGGUGCCUGGUGCAGCCUAGCUGGGUGUGACUGGCUGGGUGUGAUGAGGGCAUGUUUGAGAUAACUGGUGCAUCUUUGCCCACCCCUGGCCAGGAAGCAGAAGCCCAGAUUCUCUGGGAAAGGCAGGACUAGAGGGACCACCUCCAGAGACUCCUUCUUCUGACAUUUUCCAAGAGAAGCUAGAAAUCCAAAUUUUUAAAAUGUGAACUUUAUAAACUUUGAAAAAAUUGGCAACUAAUUAAAAAUUGGGAAUGCUGAGAGGAUCAGAGAAACCAUGCUCGUUCCUGGUCUAGACCUGUAGAGGGUUUUUAUAAUAAUUUAUUGGAGCCAAAUAGAGGAUAUGCCUGGAAGCAAGAUCUUGACAGACAGAAAAAUGCUCACUAGAGUGACAGUGUGCAGCUUUUAUGCAUUUGGAAUUAAGGGAGAAAGCUAGGUGGGGAUCAGAUUACAGGAUAGUUAGGAUUAUGUGCACAUGCUUUAAAAGGAGGAGUCUUUGAGGGGCAUUGCAAAGGUGUGUUAACCUUGAUGCACAGAAACAAUGGACAGGGCUGGCUUGAGGCAAAGACAGACCUUUUACUAAAGAAGUUAUAGGCCUGGGGUGUGACCACCCACCUCCACCAGUUAGGGAUUUGUGGUCAGGCCACUGGUGAGGUUACUUCCUGUAGACACCUUUUUCAUCCACAAAAGGAAAAUAUUUGUGAUUUUGCAGAAGAUUAGGAAAGCCAGAUCUGAAUCUGAGAAACUGACCUCACUAACAUUUUUUAUUCAUUUUUAUGUAUUUAUGCCCAAGCAUGCUAUUUUAAAAGUACUUUUUCCCAUAUCUUAUUUACUCUCAAUUAGUUGGGGCUCAGUUUUCACUAGUAAGGACCUGAAGCUUUGUGCCUAGAACUGGACCUGGGCCUUGGCCCCUCCUUAUACCAGGGGCUGGGAAGAUGAAGCUGGGGCUCACCUGGAAGGUGUGGAGCUUGGUCUGUGUCUAAACUUCAGCAAUUUUCUGUGAAAUACUUUUGUAAUACGGUUGCCGUUGGAGGCAGGGACCCAAUUUUGUGUGUUCACAAAACUCAGUGCUCUGUGUUUUUGAAAUUUAGGUGAGGACAGCUUGUCAAUGGGCCUGUGGCUGGUCCCUCCUUGUGUCUGUUGUGAGCCCUGCUGUCACAUGCUGGGUGUAUGGAUCUGUGUUAGUCCCAGCUGACAGUUAUUUUGGCCUCUGUGUCUGGAGGUGGGGUUGCCAGUCACGUGGGAGGAGAAGUACACCUACUUUAUAGGAAACUUCCAAGCUCCUUUCCAGGUGGUUGUGUGGGUUUCCCUCCGUUUCCCCAGCCCAGAGACAGGACUCGUCUGCAACAGCUUUCUGUGCACAGCUCUGGGAUGCAGCCUGGGACACAGAGGCACAGGUAACAACCAGAGACUCACCUGCAGGGAGUCUGCCGGGAUCCUGACCUCCUUGUCCGCCCCUGCUGUGAGUCUGAGUUGUCAGGCCCAGGUGCCCAUCCAAGUGCUCUGCACGGGGACCUCAACCCUCACAGUGGCCAGGAUGGGCAGUUGUACCCAUUCCAUCCUCACCAGACAGCAGCCCAGAACAGCCCUCCUCUUGUCAUCAUUUCUGUCAAAAAGUCCUGUGCUGGGACUGAGAGUGGCUCUUUAGUGACAGUGAGCUAUGUUGUACAGAUGUGGGGACGGGACCUUCCGUGACCCUGUGCCCUGCCUGUUGUUUCCUCCAGGACUUGGGACCCUGGCAGAGUGACAUCUUAGUCCUGGGUGUCCUCUUUAUUCGAGUCAUGGCGACCCCAGACGUCAGCGUGCACAUGGAGGAGGUGGUGGUGGUGACGACACCUGACACCGCGGUGGAUGGCAGUGGCGUGGAGGAGGUCAAGACAGUGCUGGUGACGACCAACUUGGCUGCUCAUGGGGGCGACCUGAGCGAGGAUAACAUGGAGACUGAGAACGCGGCAGCUGCUGCUGCGGCUGCCUUCACAGCGUCUUCGCAGCUCAAGGAAGCCGUGUUAGUGAAGAUGACUGAAGAGGGGGAGAACCUGGAGGCCGAGAUCGUGUACCCCAUCACCUGUGGGGACAGCAGAGCCAACCUGAUCUGGAGGAAGUUCGUGUGUCCCGGCAUCAAUGUGAAGUGUGUGCAGUAUGAUGAGCACGUCAUCAGCCCCAAGGAGUUCGUGCACCUGGCCGGCAAGUCCACCCUGAAGGACUGGAAGAGGGCCAUCCGGAUGAAUGGCAUCAUGCUCAGGAAGAUCAUGGACUCUGGGGAGCUGGACUUCUACCAGCACGACAAGGUCUGCUCCAACACCUGCCGCAGCACCAAGAUUGACCUCUCUGGUGCCCGUGUGUCUCUGAGUAGCCCCACGUCGGCCGAGUACCUCCCCCUCACACCUGCCACAGCUGACGUGAACGGGUCUCCUGCUACAAUCACCAUAGAGACCUGUGAGGAUCCUGGUGAUUGGACCACAGCCAUCGGAGACGACACAUUUGCCUUCUGGCGAGGACUCAAGGAUGCCGGCCUGCUGGACGAGGUCAUACAGGAGUUCCACCAGGAGAUGGUGGAGACCAUGAAAGGCCUGCAGCAGCGGGUGCAGGACCCUCCACUGCAGCUCCGAGACGCUGUGCUGCUCAACAACAUCGUGCAGAACUUCGGCAUGCUGGACCUGGUGAAGAAGGUGCUGGCCGGCCACAAGUGCCAGAUGGACCGCUCGCGGGAGCAGUACGCACGCGACCUGGCUGUGACGCUCUGUCCUGUCCCUGCAGCCCUGGAGCAGCAGUGUGACGAGCACCGCCGACGGGCCAAGGAGCUCAAGCACAAGUCCCAGCACCUCAGCAACGUGCUCAUGACGCUGACACCUGUGUCCCUGCCGCCCCCCAUAAAGCGGCCCCGGCUUGCAAGGGCCACGUCCGGGCCAGCUGCCAUCGCCUCCCAAGUGCUCACCCAAUCCGCCCAAAUUGCCCUCAGCCCAGGCGUGCCUGUCUCCCAGCUGACCAGCGUGCCACUCGGCAAAGUGAUGUCCACCUUGCCCUCCCCCGUGCUGGGCAAGGGCUGCCCCCAGGCAGCUCCCACCAGCUCCCCCACCUCGCCACUGCUUGGGGGCUACACAGUGCUGGCCUCGUCGGGCACCUCCUUCCCUGGCACAGUGGAGAUCCACCCGGACGCGCCUAGCCUCACAGUCUUGAGCACGGCAGCCAUGCAGGACGGCAGCACUGUGGUCAAGGUGGUCAGCCCCCUGCAGUUGCUCACCCUUCCUGGUCUGGGCCCCACCCUGCAGAACGUGGCCCAGGUGUCACCAGGGGGUAGCACCAUUGUGACAGUGCCCACGGGGGCCAUGGAGAACACUGUGGCUGCCCCGGGACCUGAGGAGCACACAGCCACCAUUGAGGUGGCCGCCAUGGCUGAGGGCCACGAGCACAAGUAGCUGUUGGUAGAGAGGGAGGCCUCUCACAGGCACGGGACUGGCCCCUCUCUUCAGGCCAUGGUGCGUUAUGAACCAAAGAGAGGAAACAACAAAAUGGAUCGAGAGGAGAGAGAGGAACAGGGUGACAGCAACCUGUGAUGCCUGCAGGGCUUUGAAUUCUGAACUUCCCCCAUUUUCUUGGGAAAUAUAUUUUUCCAUCUGUUGCUUAUUAAUACUGUUUACACAUUGGGCCCGACCAGGAGCCAGAUGAGAGGACACAUAGGCCUCGCUGCAUCCAGGACAGCAGGCAGCACCGGGAGUGGGCCCGCCGUGGCCGCACGCUGGGGGCACAUCACUAGCACAUGUCUUGGGGACCAUCCCCAAGGGUGGAAAGCCAUGGAUCCUAUGGAUUUGGUUUCUUCCCACAGUUUUCUGUAGGUUUAGUGUGGCCGGCACUCUGCCCUCCCGUCUUGGUACAGGCAUGGCUGGUGCGUCAGGUCCACAUGUGGCUCAGGUCUGGGGGCUCCGGCUCCUGGGGUCUGGGGUGCAGACCUGGGGGCACCUGCCUGAGCAGAGGGGCUGAGGGGCCCAGCAGCACGAGCUUCCCCCACUACCCCCUGCCCACCAGCGGAUGCUUGGCACUCCAGCACCGUCCCACAUGCACUGUGGGUGUUUUCAUGUGAACUGUUUAGCAGGUCUCUAGGAAGAGUCAGAUUUAUAGUAUUUUCAACUCCAACCAUGCUGAGUGCCUAGGCUUCCGGAGUCUGCUCUGGACUCCAGGGUGUUUGUGCAGACGGCUGUCAGACAGCCAGUGUGAAGGUGGCUGAGGGCUGGGGGUCCUGCCACUUGGGUCCUGGGGGUGGGGGCAUAAAUAGAGCAAGAUGGGAGGGUGGGUGCACCUCAUGCCCUGUGCUCAACCUGCUGGUGGGGCUACCAUGACAGCCUCAGCCCUAGGACUCCCACCUGGAGGUGCUGUGCCCCCUGCUCCAGGGCCUGUGGGGUUACUGCCCAGUGCUGGUCAAAGUAGGGACCUGGAUACUUGCUGAGGGGCUGUCCCUGGGCCAGCCACAGUUCUGACUUUGGAGUCACGAGGUAGACCUGAAGGGGGGCCCCCUGCAGGUCCCCAAGGAAGGCCUGAUCCCCUUGAGUGUCAGGUCCCCACUGUCAACCUCAGUCCUGUGGCCUGCUAAGGAAGCUUCUCUGGGGUCCCCACCAUGGGGAGGGCUCCCCUCAUGCUUUGAAGGGAACUGGGCUCCGUCCGUCCAUUCUUCCACCCAUCAAGUGCCCCAGGCCCCACUUCAGCAGGCCUUGCCCCCACCUCAAGCUACUGAGGUUGUCUUGUUUUCUCUGUUACAGUUUGUUUGCUUUUUUCAUGGGUCCGCUGGUCUCAGUGUGACAUUUACUCUCUUGUUUGUGUCUGCACUUCUAUUUUAAGUGCAUCUUGAUUGAGUCUUGAGUCCCAUUAGGUGGGCAGUAUGGGAGCCUUGGGUGUGGGCCCCCAGGUGUGGGUGUGCCCAGCCUGUCCCUGUCUGCACCAGCUCCGUUUACUAAUAAAACCACAAAGCGCCCUCCUCCUUCCAGCCCCUGUGCUGGCCUCAGACCAUGGCCCCAGGAGAGUCCACUUCAGAGCCAUACACUCGAAGCUCUGCAGCUUCGGGGUUAACGCCCAGCCCCGCAUCCCCCCCCCCAUGCGGGGAGGGGUCCACCAGCCUUCAGGAGCCUCUGCUGCUGGGGAGGGGUCGGCACACCUGACCCCCCUCCCCCUGGCCUGGGCAGAACUUGCUGUCCUGUGCUCUGGUUUGGGGAAGGCGGAUCGGCUUGGUUUUACUCACUGGUGCUCAGAGGCAGCCUGGGUGAGAGAAGCAUCUGAGUUCUACUUUGUAUGUUGUUUUGCAAGUAUCUGCUUGGUACUUUGACUUAAAAUAAAAACAUGUUUCGUAA